AUGAAUGACAAAGCUCAAUGUGGUGACAGUCUUACUGAUGGCACUGGGGUGGAUGUCAUAACAUUUGAUUGCAAUGGAACUCUAGUAGGACGAUAUGUUUACAUCACUACAUCUACAACAGGGCAGUUGGCAAUAUGUGAAGUUAUGCUCAAUGUACAAACAGGAUCAGGGUCAACUAUUAACUUUAGUUCUAUUCAAGCUGAAGCUGUUCAAAGUCCAGGUGAUGAUGGAAGUAGAACAGCUGACUUGGCCAUUGAUGGUAAUGAAUCCUACAUUGAAGCACAGUGUGCAUCUACAAUUAAUAGUCCUGAUCCAUUUCUCAGAAUUGAUUUAAAACGACCACAUUUGAUCACUAAGGUUGAUGUCAAGUUUUAUGAUAGUGGUGGAAAUAGAUCAACUGUACGUGUGGGAGGCAACUUGAUUAAUUCUCGCAAUUACCAGUGUGGACCUCUCUUGUCAUAUGAAAACAAUUCUGGAGACUUUUACAGUUUUGUGUGCAGUAAGGCUCAACUUGGACAAUAUGUUGUUGUGAGUAUUAGUGGCACAGUUAAACUGCAGGUGUGUGAAAUUUGCAUCAUCACAGAGAAAGUACUGGACAUAUAUGCAACAAGCUCUGUUACUGCAUCUUCACAAAGUUUGGACUUCAAUCACAUUUGGAAAGCAGUAGAUAGAUUCACUACUACUGCUGAUGUAACAAGUUAUAUUUCGCUUCGAGAUCGAAGUCCAGACGAUUACUGGAGACUGGAAUUGAUGGAGUUUGCAACUAUUUCUUUAGUGAAAAUAUCAUCAGUGAGAAAUAAAGGACGACGUGGUGACUUACUCAAAACUACUGCAUAUAUUGGCAAUACAACAACCAACAGAGGAGAGGACAACACUGCAUGUGGAACAAUAUCUUCAACAGCAGAAAUAGUUAUUUAUAUUCAGUGUGUCAAUCCUAUUGUAGGGAAGUACGUAUACUUGGUUGCUGUUCGUCAACUUAGACUGGAUGAAGUUGAAUUUUACAAGCCAGGUUUGCCAAUUAUAAAAAGUCAACCUCAAUGGCAGCAAGUCACUCCUGAUUCAAACAUAUCUUUCGUCUGCUCAGCUGAUGGAACACCACUACCCUCAAUCACAUGGAAACAUGGAAUGACAGCUGCAAGUGGUGCAGUAUCUCAAUCGGUUUCUAAUGCUUUUACAAUGACAAGCAUGCUAACACUUACAUCUGUGGAACGAUCUAGAAGUGGAAAUUACACAUGUGAGGUAACAAACUCUGAGGGAACACGCAGUGCUGUAGCUUUUCUCGCUGUGCUUUAUGCUCCUGCGGUAGCUUCAAUGACUCAGUCUGUUGUUGCAUUGCAAGGAUCUACUACCAUACUGCUAGUAACAGUCUCAGGAGCUUCACCUGAUGUUCCAAACAAUGCCGCUAACAGAACAUGGUCUGGUCCAUCAGGGACAAUUACAACCAACAGCAAAUAUAGCUUCUCUACAAAUCGAUACAGUCUGUUUAUAAAAAGUGUUGCUUUUACUGAUUCAGGAAACUACAAAUUUACAGCUUCCAAUCUUGUUGGCAGUGCAUCUAUUACAAUCACAUUGACUGUAGAAGUAAAACCAACUGUUGUUGCUGUGAACAAAACCCUUGUUGGUGUUGAAAACUUUAGUCUUAUGCUGUCUGUUUACAUUCGUAAUGCAUUUCCAGCAGUAAAGGCAGAAAAUAUAAUUUGGACAAACUCAACUAGUGGUGAUCCUUUCAACACUAGCACUAGUCUCAGUGGUCCAGAACCUUUCUAUCAAUCAUAUGAUAGUAUGAACAUGAUUGCUAGCUUGUUAGUAAAGAACAUCAGUUUGGAUUCAGGUGGUGGAUACAGGUGCACAGCAACUAAUGAGGCUGGAUCUGGAAGUGAAUUAGUUGUAAUAUCUAUACAAGGUCCUCCCAAGUUUGUAGAGAGAGCAAGUGACACAAAUGUUCUUGUUGGUGACACUGCUAUUUUUCACUGUCAAACAUCUAAUGAGCCAGUUGCCAACUAUGUUUGGCAAAAGGGAGACUUGACUGUUUCUGAUGGUUCUUAUUCUCGAUUCAGUUUUAGUGAGCCUGCAACAAGUGAUGGAACACUGGUCAUUGCUAAUGUGACAUAUGGUGAUCGUGGAGAGUAUAAGUGCACUGCAACAAAUAUACAUGGAGUUGUGGCUGCUAGUGCUAUACUCAAUGUCCAGGUCCCACCUGUAAUCAUAUCACCUCCAAUCCCACAGACUACCAUUGAGCCAGGUACCACUGUGUUUAGUUGCAGUGCAUUCAGUCAACCUUCUCCCAUUAUUUCAUGGAAGAGAACAGUACCUGGGAAUUCUGUCGAAGAGACACUGGCAGUCGGUGGAAGAUUUUCUAUUGACUCUAAUAGCUCACUUAUUAUUACAUCGACAAGAUAUGAAGAUAGAGGGACGUAUACAUGUAUUGCAAUGAACAGUCUAGCUGAAAUGAAGAUGGACAAAUCGAGCACUCAGUUGGUUGUAAAUGUUCAUCCAAAUAUUACAACAACACCUCAGAACACAAUAGUUGUCUCUCCAAGUGAUAUUUCUCUUAAUUGUGAAGCAAUGGGUUUUCCUAUACCAAGUUUAUUGUGGCCACAUGAUGGUCAAGAUAUUUCUCCAAAUGAUAAAAAACAAAAUGUUCAAACCAACCAGAAAAUGUCUGAAAUCAAAGUGGUAUCACGUUUACUUAUUAGAAGAUCAGAAUUCAAAGACAGAGGAAUGUACAGAUGUCUUGUCAGCAAUUUGGUAGGGCACGAUAAAGCAAGCAGUGUUGUUACUGUUCAAUAUAUUCCAUCAAUUAUCAUCAGUCCAAUUGUAAAGGAUGUGAUUAAGCCAAAUGCUGUGUCAUUGCAAUGUACAGCAGUAGGUUUUCCACCACCAUCAAUUGAAUGGGUGAAGAACAAUGAUACAAUACUCCCUAACACAUACAGAGUCGAUGAAGCAACAUGGGUGGACAACAUUGGAGUGCCAACUCUUUCAAGCAAUUUAACAGUAAAACCAACUGUAACCUCGGAUACUGGCAAUUUUAUAUGCGUAGCAAAGAAUAUCUUGCAAAGUGUAUCAUCAAGACCUGUUCGACUCACUGUGUUGGAGGAACCAUUUGCACCUAUCAACGUUAUCUUCACUGGCGUGACGUCAACAUCUGUUUCACUGCAGUGGAGUUCUUCUUUUGAUGGCAAUAGCGCAAUAUUUCAAUUUAUUAUUCAAUAUGCUGGUGGCAUUGACAACACAACAUGGUCAGCUGGUGAGAACACUAACAGCCAACAGCCAUCGUAUGUUGUCACGAGACUACAUCCAUAUGCAAACUACACGUUUAGAGUGGCAGCCACAAAUUCUAUAGGAAUAAGUGACUUCAGUGAUUCUUCUUCUGUGGCUCUCACAAGCCAAGACAGGCCGUCAGAAACUCCAAAAAUUAUUUCUGUAUUGGCUGAAAGCUCCAACUCAAUCAGGAUUAGAUGGUUAGUCGUGCCAUUCAAUGAACGAAAUGGCAUAAUAACACAACAUCGAGUGGAGAUUCGUGAACGAAUUAUGGCGCAAAGUCUGCUACCUCCUUUCUAUCGCACUGCCACAGAAGAGGACACGAUCUUGGUGACUGGUUUGAAGCCCUACACAACGUAUAGCUUUCGUGUUGAAGCCUCAACCGCUGUUGGUAGUGGCUAUUUCAGUUCAUCCAAAGAGGGAAGAACGCAUGAUAAUGCUGCUCGUCCUACUUUACGUGCAGUAAAGUCUGUUGUCAUUGUGCCGAAUGGAUCUACUGCAGUUCUUCACGUGACAAUUUCACCAGUUUAUCCCAAUGUUCCUAACAAUGCUGCAAACAGAACAUGGUCUGGUCCUUCAGGAGUAAUUAAUACAACAAACAAGUUUUUCUUGUCGACAGAUCGUUAUCGUUUGGCAAUUCAAGAUAUUGGUCCAAAUGACAUUGGACUUUACACAUUUACAGCUGCAAAUACAGUCGGCAGCGCAACUGUUACAAUUAAGCUUGCUUUACAAGGAUUUCGUCCGACUGUGGAAGUCGUAAACUCGAUUGUUGCGGUACCAAAAGGAGUCACCGCUGCUCUUCGAGUGACAGUCUCGGCAGCAUCACCUGCGGUUCCAAACAAUCCUAGCAACAGAACAUGGUUUGGCCCUGCAGGAGUGAUUAGAGAAAGUGACAAGUUCGAAGUCUCGUUGAACCGCUAUACUCUCAUAGUUUAUGAAAUUGAACAAAGCGAUGUUGGAAUCUACACUUUUACAGCUACCAAUACUGCCGGAAGUACAAAGGUUGCAAUAAGUCUUACAAUAGCUGCUCUUCCCACUGUAACUGCGGUAAAGUCAGCUGUCAUUGCACCUCAAGGAUCUACUGCCAUACUUCGUGUAACAGUCUCGGGAGCUUCACCCGAUGUUCCCAACAAUGCUGAUAACAGAACAUGGUUUGGUCCUUUGGGAAUGAUUACACAAAACAGCAAAUAUAGCUUUUCAUCAGAUCGUUAUAAUCUUACAAUCACGCAAUUUGACGCUCAUGAUGCUGGAAUUUACACUUUUAAAGCAUCUAAUGACGUUGGCAGUAACACAGUUACUCUAGAACUUAUACUAGAAGGUACAUCUGAAUCAAGCACUAAUUUGACUGGCAUAAUAGCUGGAACAUGUAGUACAUUAUUGGCACUCGUUGUCUUUGUUAGUGUUUUGGUUUUCUGCUUUAUGAGAUAUAAACAUUUUGCUGUACGAAACAAUCAAGCAAAUUUUGAUAAUUCCUCUGCUCCUGACACGUCUAAAUAUUUGGCUGGGCCUGGCACAUCUUCAAUAAAACUGAAAGAACUCUCUACAACACAAGGCAAUGAAACUUUGACCUCCAGCAGGCUUUACGGCAUGUUUUUCAAUGGGGAAGGUUCGCAUUCCGAGCCUGUAUACGCUGCCGUAGAAGAGCGUACGGAAGUGUCCGAAUCUGCAAAGGCUGCGUUGCGUGAUACUUUGACAGCAAACACAGCUUACUCACAACCCAACGCAGUUCAGGAACAACAGACUGAAGAGGAGGAGACAGAUCUUACCUACGAGACUUUUCAGUCUGACUAAUAGAAGCGUUGCUUCGUGCUUGAACUUUAACGAAAACUCUUUCCUAACCUAAACUCUACUUCCGAAAGAGAUUCAGUGAUCCUUUCUUAUACAUAUCGUUGUCGACUACAUAUCUAACAUUGCUGAUGAAAUGGAGUCAUUUGCUGCAGCCAAACGUUAAGUUUAGAGUUGCUUUGGUGUGAAAUAGUUUUAUUGCA
Molecule: messenger RNA, 5249 nt
Organism: Corticium candelabrum
Lineage: Eukaryota; Metazoa; Porifera; Homoscleromorpha; Homosclerophorida; Plakinidae
Product: cell adhesion molecule DSCAM-like
Exons: 20
Coding region: 1-5052 (1683 amino acids)
Molecular function (GO): protein binding
Source: RefSeq, a predicted model, not a curated record